Molecule: messenger RNA, 3403 nt
Organism: Tarenaya hassleriana
Lineage: Eukaryota; Viridiplantae; Streptophyta; Magnoliopsida; Brassicales; Cleomaceae
Product: protein STICHEL-like 2
Exons: 9
Coding region: 579-3254 (891 amino acids)
Biological process (GO): DNA repair; DNA-templated DNA replication
Cellular component (GO): nucleus; DNA replication factor C complex; DNA polymerase III complex
Molecular function (GO): DNA clamp loader activity; ATP binding; DNA-directed DNA polymerase activity
Source: RefSeq, a predicted model, not a curated record
UGCUCUGCUUCUCUCGUCCCUUAGGGUUUCUGAUUUCUGGGGGGGGGUUUAUUUAGGGCUAUUGUAUACUCAGCAUUGCACGCCGCUCCCUUCGAUUUUAAAAACCUCGUUAAUCUCGAAUCUUGGCGUUUGGAAUUUCAAGUUUGUCGUUUCUUAUUCCCCCUUUGUUUUUAUUUGCUUAUUUUAAAGCCAAAUCGGCUCUCUUCUUUAAAAAAAAAAAUGUCCAUAGCUUCCCUGGGUCUCUGUUUUUGAGCUCUGUGACUAUAUUCGAUAUUUUAGUAUUUAGUAUUUUGUUUUGUGUUUGUUUCUUCCUGCACCCAUGUGUUCCGAAUGCUGUUACAAGCCACAUUUUCAAUAAAUCUCUUGUUUGUCUUUGAUUUUUGUAUCUGGGUGUUGGAGUUUGGUGUGCUUCAUUCAUUUUUUUUUCCUCGCGAUAAGAUAAAGUGUAUUUCGGCUUGAGAUCCAGUUGCUUUUCUUUAAUGACAGAUUUGGUGCAGCGUUGCGGCUCUUAUAGCUGAAUCAAUUCUGUUUACUGACAAAGCUCCGGUCUGAAGUUUGACUGACUUAAGCUCUCUAGAAUGGGGGAAACCGGGAGGCAUUCUGUUGAUGUUCCGAUCACGAGAACACUGGUCGCUCUCAGAAGGGUUAGGUCGUUGAGGGACCCGAGUACGAAUUCCAUGAGCAAGUUUGCUUCUUUGGUUGAUACCGACAAAUGGGAAACCGGUCUGAGCAAUGGUAUCUUGUUGCAGUUUGCGAGUAAUGACGAAGAAAGUGCUCGGGCAAGGGUAGAGGAGAAAGGGAAUGGUUGUGGUAUUGACAAGUUGAAAAAUUGGAUUGAAAAUGCGGGUUUUCCUUCCGAGGCCGGGCAGUUUUCGGGCGGGGAAGAAAGUGCUCGGGCAAGUAGAUCGCCUGGUGAGAGAUUUCACAAUGAUUUAACGAGUAAAGGUAGGGAACUGGUAUGUGUUAGUCCCGUCGAGGAUGUUGAUUCAUCUGCUAGUGUAAAUGCUUUUUCAUCACAUACCGAAACCCGAGAAGAUGUUUCAGAACGAAGAGAUCGAAACUGUUAUCGAGUCCCCUCUAUGAGUCACAGUUCCAUGGACGAAGACAUAAACAUGGUUGAUCAAUGUAGUCGCGGAUGCGGGAUGACGAAUUGUUGGUCAAGAACUCCUAGGUAUAGGGGAUCCAACCAUUCUUCUGAUGUAGAAGAUUGCCCGUUAUUAUCCGGAAACACAGAUGAAUCUCCGUUAUACAGAAACAAGCUCGGGAAACGUGGAAGCAAAGGAGUGAUUCCGUGUCUCGAACUGCCAAGAAGCCUGAGUCAGAAGUUCAGACCGAAAACGUUCGGUGAAUUGGUCGGGCAGGAGGUAGCGGUAAAAUGUCUCUUAAGCACCAUUUUCAGAGGUAGGAUUUCUGCGGUUUACCUCUUUCACGGUCCUCGGGGAACUGGUAAAACAUCUACUUCUCGGAUAUUCGCCGCCGCUUUGAACUGUAUUUCACCGACCAGUCAUAGUAGACCGUGUGGUUUGUGCAGAGAAUGUAAUUUGUUCAUCUCAGGAAGGAGCAGGGACAUGAAAGAAAUGGAUUCGGGUAAAUUAAAUCGGCCUGACUCGCUCAGAUCUCUCAUCAAAAGUGCGCAUCUUCCUCCCGUUUCGUCGAGAUUCAAGAUUUUCGUCAUCGACGAAUGUCAAAUGCUGUGUCAAGAAACAUGGGCGGCUCUUUUCAACAGUUUGGAGCGCUUCUCUCGGCACGUGAUCUUUAUACUCGUCACUUCGGAAUUAGAAAACUUGCCAUGGAACGUCGUCUCGCGGUCUCAGAAGUAUCAUUUCCCGAAAGUGAAAGACGGUGAUAUAUCGAACAAGCUGGCGAAGAUCUGUCUGGACGAGGGCAUUGAUUUCGAUCAGGGUGCGCUUGACUUCAUUGCUUCGAAAUCUGAUGGUUCUCUUAGAGAUGCCGAGAUUAUGCUCGAUCAGCUCAGCUUGCUCAGUAAAAGAAUCACGAUAUCCUCGGCUUACGAGCUUGUUGGAGUUGUUUCUGACGAAGAACUGCUCGAACUGCUUGAUCUUGCCUUGUCUUCCGACACUUCAAAUACCGUGAUAAGAGCGAGGGAGCUGAUGAGGUCGAAGAUUGAUCCGAUGCAGCUUAUUUCUCAGCUCGCUAGUCUCAUUAUGGACAUCAUCGCUGAAAAGUGCCGAGAAAGCAGUUCGGAAGCCAGACAUCGGUUUCUUACAAGGCAUUCAUCUGAAGAAGAAAUGCAGAAACUGAGUCAUGCACUGAAGAUCCUGUCUGAUGCUGAGAAGAAUCUGAAAGCAUCUAAAAACCAGACGACAUGGCUUACCGUCGCGCUUCUGCAGCUCAGCAAUUCGGAUUCUUCUUCCAUCACGAUGAACGAGUUCGGGCUCGGAUCGUGUUUAAGAAGCCAAAAAAACACCAACUUACGUAGCACAUCGUCGUCAGAAGAAGGUGAAAGCUCGAGGCAACUUGCUCGGUGUACGGAGAUUUAUAACGGUACGCUGGAAUCCGCGUGGAGACGGGUCACGGAGUUGUGCCGUUCUGAUUCGUUGAAGAGUUUUUUGUGGAAGCGAGGGAAGUUAACUUCACUUACCAUUGACAGAGGUAUGGCAAUUGCUGAACUGGAAUUCUACACCCCUCGACAUGUAUCACGAGUGGAAAGGUCGUGGAAAGCGAUUGCAGACUCGUUCCAAUCCGUAUUAGGACGCAACGUCGAGAUCUCUGUAAACCUCGUCGUAUCCGGGGGUUCUCUGCCUAAGAACGCGAAAGCCGGAAAUCUUCUCUUCAGGUUUUUCAGUUGCUCUCGCAGAAUAAUGCAGAAAUCCUCUCUGUCAACUAGAAGUGACUCCGAACAUUCCGAUUCUGCAUCCGAAAAGCUUACAGUUCCCGAUGCACGCACUUCCACGUUCUCGACGUGUUUUGAGGCCGAGAAAAUCGGGAAGACGGUGAAUGCCCUUAGAAGCAGCGAAGGGAACGUAUUAAGCUUCGGAAGAACGGAAUUUCGGGCUCCAAGUCAUCGCGAACGUUCAGCCGAGACUUCUUCUCGGAUGAAGGAGUGCAAUGGGAAAUAUCAUACUCACAUGGACGUUCAGGAAAUGCCACAGAGCGAACAUGGACAGCAAAGGGAGGAGGACUCUGAUGCGCUUUGUUGGAGGACUCCGCUGAGCAAGGGUGGAAGCCAAACACAUCAGAACCGGAGUUCAAGGCUGAUUGGUCGUGUCCUUCCCUGCACUUCCACUGGUUAAAUGUCGGUUAAAAGCUUUUCAUUUCAUUUUUUGUGAAACAUAUACCCUGUAACCCUGCAUUGUCCCAAGACAGAACAUGUACAGUACAACUGCCAGCAGGUUCAGUUAGCCUCCCAAGUGAUAUUAUUAAUGUAGUCUAAUAUUGGACA